AUGGAUCCAUCUUCCGACGCCCAAACCUACGACGACAUCGCUGCGUUCAUCCUGACUGGCCUGAAGGCGUACGACCCAUCACUCGGCGGUUCGAUGCCACAGCUUCGGUCCAGCAUGCAGAAUCUGUUCUCCCUUGGAGAUCUCGAAGAUGCCGACGACGACGACGGUUCCUGGGCUCUUCGCGAGUACUUUCUUCGUCUCGCGACACAGUGCCCCACGGUUGUGUUCGAUCUUGCAACGGCCCAACAUAUAAAUGUAAUCGUUAUGUUAUUACAAGGGUGUUGA
This is a messenger RNA of Cylindrotheca closterium, 285 nucleotides long. The record is from the annotation of a GenBank genome assembly. Lineage: Eukaryota; Bacillariophyta; Bacillariophyceae; Bacillariales; Bacillariaceae.